Acanthoscelides obtectus is the source of this 249-nucleotide messenger RNA. Lineage: Eukaryota; Metazoa; Arthropoda; Insecta; Coleoptera; Chrysomelidae. The record is from the annotation of a GenBank genome assembly.
UGUCCAUCGAUCCAGAUUUCGCAGACUUCCACAGAAUCAGAGACCCUCAACGAUGAACUGUCAAACCCAUCCGAAAAUCAAGUAGUAUCAGAUAUAACUACAGAAGAUUCCACCACAGCCCACAUACAUCUGCCCAAAGAAAAUACCAAAGCAAUUACGAACAAAAACAGCCACCAACAUCCUCAAAACACUAACACAAACAUCAUUAGCCUGCACGGCGAAGAGAAACACCGAAUAAUGACGAAUUAA